UCCUAUUCAAUUCUCAGGAAAGAACAUUGGUAAAAUAAUUGACUUUGUUACUGGAAAACUGGACAAAACAUCUGGAUCAGCUUCUUCUGAAAAUCUGACCCAAUGGCUAAUCCAUGGAACAUUUGUGUGGUUCAUUGGUAUCCACGACCACCCAGAAAAUCUAUCUUCUUCAAAAUUUUAGGAGCUUUGGACCCCCACUUCUCCCCUCCUGAUUCUCCUCUGUUUCCUUUCCCUCUCCUACUUGUCACCUAAAACCCAUGAUAAAUCUCUCUUUGUUGCCAUUUGAAGUUUGAACCAUCUUUCUAGUCUAUAUAGCACACGUUCUGAUUCUUGUAGUCUUGCAUUUCUUGAUCCCAUAAGAAUAUGGCUUCUAUUUCAAGAAUCGUUGCUAAAGACUGUAAAUUGCAUUCAUGGGAUGCUCUCCAAAGAUCAAGUUCUGGGCUUUCAGCGAGGACCCUGCCCGCUAAACUGAGUAAGUGUAACUGGUGAUUGUUAAAGUUGGUCCCUUUAUAUAAAAAUGAUUUGAAUUCUUGGAUAUGAUUUGCUUUGAUUUUAGCUGUUUUUGUUGUGCCGAGUAUUUCAGUACUUUUGAGUAUUGUUGUUGUUUUUGUUGACUUUAAGGUCUGAGAUGUGGAAUUUCUGUGCCUGACACUGGAAUUGGUGGCUUAUCAAUCCGGACUCAGCCUCAAAGAUCCCUUGGUGCCGUUUCUCCCUCUUCGUCUCUCAACAAUUCCUUUUCUUCUAGGAAUGUAGAUGUUUCCUGCAAGGCAGCUACAAAUGUACCUGGAGAUCUUCCUAGCAGUUCUCCGAGUGGAAUGACCCAAUAUGAGAGGAUAAUUGAAACAUUGACUACUCUUUUUCCUGUUUGGGUUAUAUUGGGUACAAUAAUUGGCAUCUACAAGCCCUCAAUGGUAACUUGGUUAGAGACAGAUCUUUUUACGGUUGGUCUAGGUUUCCUUAUGCUUUCGAUGGGAUUAACACUUACGUUUGAGGACUUUAGAAGAUGUCUACGGAAUCCUUGGACGGUUGGUGUGGGAUUCCUUGCUCAGUACCUUAUCAAACCCAUGCUAGGCUUCUUCAUUGCAAUGACUCUGAAAUUGUCAGCUCCCCUUGCCACUGGUCUGAUUCUUGUGUCAUGCUGUCCGGGAGGUCAGGCAUCGAAUGUUGCAACCUACAUUUCAAAAGGCAAUGUAGCACUGUCUGUUCUCAUGACAACGUGUUCAACUAUUGGGGCUAUAGUGAUGACACCACUGCUGACUAAGCUUCUUGCCGGCCAGCUAGUCCCAGUGGAUGCAGCUGGCCUUGCCAUUAGCACAUUUCAGGUUGUCUUGGUUCCAACAAUUGUUGGAGUGCUUGCAAAUGAGUUCUUUCCCAAGUUCACGUCAAAAAUUAUCACCGUAACACCUCUUAUUGGUGUUAUUCUCACCACUCUGCUCUGUGCUAGCCCUAUUGGUCAAGUAGCGGAUGUCUUGAAAUCUCAGGGAGCACAGUUAUUGCUCCCAGUGGCCCUCUUACAUGCUGCGGCAUUUUUCCUUGGUUACUGGAUCUCAAAAUUAUCAUUUGGCGAAUCAACUUCCAGAACCAUAUCCAUAGAAUGUGGGAUGCAGAGUUCUGCUCUUGGUUUUUUGCUUGCUCAAAAGCAUUUCACCAACCCUCUUGUAGCAGUACCCUCUGCUGUGAGCGUCGUGUGCAUGGCUCUCGGUGGAAGUGGUCUAGCUGUUUACUGGAGGAACCAGCCGAUUCCAGUUGAUGACAAGGAUGACUUCAAGGAGUAGAGCUCAAGAAACAAUGUAGUGAUUCAUUCGAUUUCACCGUGUUAAUUUGGUAGCCCUCCAGAAUGCGGGAAAUAUGAUAUUGAGAUUGGAUUGUGGAAAAAACACAGUUUUGGACUCGUUGAGUUUGUUGCAUAAAUAUGUUAGGUGGGAUGACUGAACUUAGAAUUUUCGAAAUGGUCAUUAGUGGGAAAGAAGAAGACUUAAUAGUAUUAUAUUUUAAGAUUACCAUCCCAAUUAGAGGGUGCAAAAUCUUUCUAUUUUGGGCUUUCCGCUGUGUUUGUCUGUGUGUUGGGGCCAAAAGGUUGGAGUUGAAACAUGAAAAUUGAAAGAAAUAAAAGAAAAUCAAAGGAUAUUUGGCACGAGUCCUGAUAGACUCAACGAAAGAGUUUUUACAACUCUUCACGAAUCUGAGGUGGCUCCUCCACGUCAUUUUUUUUUAAAUAAAAAAAACCUUAAAACUCCGUUUCUCUCUCUCUCUCUCCCCUCUUCAAUUCUUUUUCUGUUUUCUCUUCAGCCGUCUCGGCGUCUCCGCUCCUUUCCAUUGCCGCACCGGCCCUGGUUCAAUAUUAUUUUUCAGAAAAUAAUUUCUUAUUCUCUUCUCUUAUUCCUCCUUGUUUUCUAUCAUUACUACUUUGAGACUUUCCUGCUUGUUAAUCAAUCAUCAAAAUUCGCAUCAAUUCUAAGUUUCUAACUUCAUGGAUCCCGAUGUCAACGCGACCAUGUCUUAUUCUAACUUAAUCGGGACUGGAAUAUUAGGUUGAAUCCUUCCUCGUG
Oldenlandia corymbosa var. corymbosa is the source of this 2549-nucleotide messenger RNA. Lineage: Eukaryota; Viridiplantae; Streptophyta; Magnoliopsida; Gentianales; Rubiaceae. The record is from the annotation of a GenBank genome assembly.